AUGGGAGUUUGCUUCUUUGCAUUCUUGGUGUUUGGGAUGAAUGAUGGUGCGAUGGGAGCCCUAAUCCCCUUCAUCCAGAAGCACUACGAAGUUGGCCCCACCCCCGUCAGCUUCAUCUUCCUAACGCAAUUCAUCGGCUUCGUUCUCGCCGGCCUCUUCUCCCCCCUCAUGCACAAACGCCUCCACACAACCUUCCGCACCGUAACCCCAACCCUCCUCCUCAUGCACCUCGCUUACGCCCUCAUGUGCUGGGGUCCACCUCUUCCACUCCUCAUCGCAGCGUACGUGUUGAUCGGGUUCUCCUGUGGGGUGCAGGAUGCGAUGUAUAACGCAUUCAUCGGACAAAUGAAGGGAUCGAUGAGUUUGUUGGGGAUGCUGCAUGGGUGUUAUGGUGGCGGUGCAGCGAUUGGGCCGAUUGUUGCGACAAGGGUGAGUUUAAGGUUGGUGUGGUAUGAUUAUUUUUUUGUGAUGUUGGGGUUGACGGUGUUGUUGAAUAUGCUGUUUGUUGUUGCGUUUUGGGAUGAACGGAAGGCACGGACGCCAACUCAGGAUACGCAAAUAGCCUCGAUGGAGCACACUGCCGGUCUUCUACAAACCCUUCGCUACCCGGUCGUGCCCAUCCUCGCGACUUACCUCCUCCUCUACGUCGGCGCCGAGGUCUCGUUGGGCGGCUGGAUCGUCUCCUACAUGCUCGAACAACGCCACGCCUCGGCAUCCUCCUCAUCCUGGGUAGCAACCGGCUUCUGGCUAGGCCUAACCGCCGGCCGUUUUGCACUCGGCUACCCGACCUCCAUCAUCGGCGAGAAGCUCGCAGCGACAGCCUACAUCGCCUUCGCGAUCGCCCUCCACCUCCUCUUCUGGCUCAUCCCUUCCAAAAUCUCUUCCGCUGUCUUCGUGUCUCUUGUUGGAUUCUUCUUGGGACCACUGUUUCCGGUUGCCAUUUCGCUUGCGACGAAGAUUAUUCCGAGGAGGUCGCAUAUUGCUGCGGUAGGGUUUUGUGCGGCUAUUGGUGGUGCGGGAGGAGCGGCGUUUCCGUUCAUUGCGGGUGCUAUUGCCGGGAAGAAGGGAGUUGGUAGCGUUGUUGCUGUUGUGCUGGCGUUGUUGGGUGCGAUGGAGAUCUGUUGGAUCAAUGUGCCGGCAAGGUGGGGGAAGUGGAGGACAGACUGA
Saitoella complicata NRRL Y-17804 is the source of this 1167-nucleotide messenger RNA. Its product is annotated as MFS general substrate transporter. Gene Ontology annotation, cellular component: membrane. NCBI's taxonomy places the organism in Eukaryota, Fungi, Ascomycota, Saitoellomycetes, Saitoellales, Saitoellaceae. Gene Ontology annotation, molecular function: transmembrane transporter activity. Gene Ontology annotation, biological process: transmembrane transport. The record is from RefSeq and is a predicted model, not a curated record. Bases 1 to 1167 code for a protein of 388 amino acids. The transcript has 2 exons.